GGCCGGCGGCGCCCGGAGUGCUGGCGGGCGGCGGGGCCGGACAUGGCGGCGCGGCCCGGCCCGCGGGAAGAUGAAUAAGGGCUGGCUGGAGCUGGAGAGCGACCCCGGUCUCUUCACUCUGUUGGUCGAAGAUUUUGGGGUCAAGGGAGUGCAGGUUGAAGAGAUCUAUGAUCUGCAGAGCAAAUGCCAAGGCCCUGUGUAUGGGUUCAUCUUCCUAUUCAAGUGGAUUGAGGAGCGCAGAUCCCGCCGGAAGGUCUCUACCCUGGUGGAUGAGACAUCGGUGAUCGAUGAUGACAUCGUUAAUAACAUGUUCUUUGCUCACCAGCUGAUCCCUAAUUCCUGUGCCACCCACGCCCUGUUGAGUGUCCUCCUGAACUGCAACAAUGUCGAUCUGGGCCCCACGCUGAGCCGCAUGAAGGAUUUCACCAAAGGAUUCAGCCCUGAGAGUAAAGGCUAUGCUAUUGGGAAUGCCCCAGAGCUGGCCAAGGCCCACAACAGCCAUGCCAGGCCGGAGCCGCGGCACCUGCCGGAAAAGCAGAAUGGGAUCAGCGCUGUGCGAACCAUGGAGGCUUUUCAUUUUGUCAGUUAUGUCCCCAUCAAGGGACGUCUGUUUGAGCUAGAUGGACUCAAGGUUUAUCCCAUUGACCAUGGGCCUUGGGCUGAUGAUGAAGAAUGGACAGAUAAAGCUAGGAGAGUAAUCAUGGAACGAAUCGGCCUGGCCACUGCAGGGGAGCCAUACCAUGACAUCCGCUUCAACUUGAUGGCAGUGGUGCCUGAUCGGAGGAUGAAGUAUGAGUCCAAACUCCACAUCCUGAAGAUGAACCGCCAGACUGUGCUGGAGGCAUUGCAGCAGCUUAUCCGAGUAACUCAGCCAGAGCUGAUCCAGACGCAGAAGUCCCAGGAGUCUCAGCCUCCCGAAGAGUCCAAGCCAGCCAGCAGCAAGACCGUGGCUCCAGAGAGCACCCAUCCAGACAGCACCGACGAGCCCAGCGGCCAGGGUCACCCUGCAGCCACGCAGAGCCCCUCCAACAAAUCCAAACCGGUGGCAAAGACGUCAGUGAGCAGCAUCAACGGGGCACCUCCAACAAACCCCAAUCCCAUCGUGCAGCGGCUGCCAGCCUUUCUGGAUAAUCACAAUUACGCCAAAUCACCCAUGCAGGAGGAGGAGGACCUUGCGGCCGGAGUGGGUCGUAGCCGAGUCCCGGUCCGACAGCACCAGCAGUACUCAGACGAUGAGGAUGACUACGAUGAUGAUGAGGAGGAGGAAGUUCGUAACACCAACUCGGCCAUCAGGUACAAGAGGAAAGGGCAGGUAAAGCAAGAGCAUGUGGCGGCAUCUGCAGAUGGCCAGCUUUCAGUCCUCCAGCCCAACACCAUCAACGUUCUGGCUGAGAAGCUGAAGGAAUCUCAAAAGGACCUUUCCAUCCCCCUGUCCAUCAAGACAAGCAGCGGGGGUGCUGCUGUGGCUGUUGUCACCCAUUCCCAGCCUUCUCCCACCCCUAGUAAUGAGAGCACGGACACAGCCUCGGAGAUCGGCAGUGCCUUCAACUCCCCACUGCGCUCCCCCAUCCGCUCAGCCAACCCCACCCGCCCCUCCAGCCCUGUCACCUCCCACAUCUCCAAGGUGCUCUUUGGCGAGGAGGACGGCCUGCUGCGUGUGGACUGUAUGCGCUACAAUCGCGCUGUCAGGGACUUGGGACCCAUCAUCAGCACUGGACUGCUGCAUCUCACGGAGGACGGUGUGUUCUGCCCGCUGGCUGUUGCAGAUGGGGGAAAAAGUUCCCCCCCUUCCAUCAAACCCAGUGAAGAGGUCCAGGUCGCUAUCAAACUGGAAGAGAAGGAGGGCAGUGAGGCCAGUGACAGCAAAGAGAAGGUGGGACUUGGCAGGACCAGUGAUCACCCUGGGGGGGAAAAGUAUUCUCCCAAGGAGCUGCUGGCACUGCUGAAGUGUGUGGAGGCAGAGAUUGCAAACUAUGAGGCCUGCCUGAAGGAGGAGGUGGAGAAGAGGAAGAAAUUCAAGAUUGAUGACCAGAGAAGAACCCACAACUACGAUGAGUUCAUCUGUACCUUCAUCUCCAUGCUGGCCCAGGAAGGCAUGCUGGCAAGCCUCGUAGAACAGAACAUCUCCGUCCGCAGGAGGCAGGGAGUCAGCAUUGGACGUCUCCACAAGCAGAGGAAGCCGGACCGCCGGAAACGCUCCCGUCCGUAUAAAGCCAAGCGCCAGUAGCCUUGGAGUCAGGACUGUGAGAAGAAGCUGGGCCCUGUGGCUUUGGGCAGUGACUCUUGGAUAGAUGUUACCCUUUGCCCAAGGAAGAGGGACCCCAGUGAGAAGCCCUUGGCUGGAUCCUCACUGCUCGCACCCUUAGUGUUAUAUAAAGGUGGAGCCUAAGGGCAAACAGAAAUUGGGUUUUCCUCUGAGCCCAAGUUGCAAAAGGCAAAAAUGCCUUGUCCUAAGGGGAGUCCCUGUAGCUGCAGCAAAAAGCAGCCCUGAGUGCCAGCUGCCUGACUGCCACAGCCACGUGCGGAUACUGUGGACCCGUGUCUCAGCGCCCUGGCUGAGGACUGCAGCAGGAGGGGAGGAGCCCACCUGGCUGAUGAUGGACCUGGCGUUGUGGGAAUCACGGUGAUGCUGACACAGGGCUGUGCUGGCCGCAGCUGGCUGUGGCUUGUGUCCUUUGGUGUCCAGGCCUUCAGCUCUGCGCUUCCCCAGGACGUUCAAGUCUCUCUUUUCUAUUCCUCUCCUUCCCUUUACAAAGUUUAUCUUCUGGUUGUGACAUGCUUUGGCUGCUGCUGAGCACGGCGGCUCCUGGGCAGAGCCCAUUCUCCAGCACUGCUGCCCUGCGUCCGCCUGCCUCUGCAGUGCCGAGUUCCCAGAGCGGGCUGGUACGUGGCCAGGCAGGAGGUAGGGCUCCCCUCUGGGCCCUGGUGGCUGUCACCGGGUGGGCGCACGUUGGCUCUUCCUUGGAGCUGACCUUGAGUACAGCCCUUUGUGGUGGCACUGGAGGGGGGCGCGUGGCUCUGCUUCCACGGCUGCUCUCCUAGGGACCAGACCUGUGGCUCCGGCAAUGCCUUUGGGUGAUGCGGGGUUGCUGCAAGCCCAGAGAAACCUAGCAAAUAAGGAACAGACCAAGCAGGGGAAUGGCUGCGAGAUGGGGCUGCAGCUGCUGUCUCCAGACUUUGAAGGCAAUGAGCCAGAUCGUUCACAUGUGUCCUUGGUGCUGCUAGGCCUGGCUCUGGGGUGGAAGCUGGACUUUAAGUUGGUUGGUGCUCUUGGCAGAGCCUUUCAGUGUGGGGAGAGGUGACAGCGGUGGCUGUAAAGCACAAGGCAUCGCUGAAUGACGGGGACUGCAGCCCCAGGCAGGCAGAAGCAGUGGGAAGAGUCCAAAGCUGCUCUUGCUGCCUGAGCCACUCUUAGGCUGCAAGCUGAGAGCUUUCUGGUGUGGGCACCACCCCAUUCCAUACCGUAACACGCUCUCCUGGCUGCCCCUCGCCCGCGGCCUCCUACCUCCCCUGUUAGCACUUCUGCAAAUGGUUUUCUCCUCCCUCUCUCCUGCAGCCUGACAGAAAGGCGAGAAGCCUGAGGGUGGUACCUCUCUCCGAUGGUGUCCUGAGGUGUAGGGGGAAGGAACGGCUGUGACCAUGGGAGAAGGGCAACAGCCGCGGGAGAGGACAGAAUUUGCCAAAUGUGCAGAUUUGUACAGAUCUUGACUGUGGAAUGAAACUGUCUUUCUUGAUAUUUGUUGAAGGGAAGAAAAUCCUUGUCUCUUGCUGUGUCUAAUAUCAAGUGCUGUAAAUAGUGGAUCUGUCUGAAAGAAUAAAGCUAUCCUGUAACAGCCAUCCAGGGGAGAAGUGUGUGAGGGAAGGGAAGGGUGCGUGUGUGCUGCUGGGGGCACAAGGUGCCUGCUCCGGGCAGCAGGCAUGUUAGAUCCACGCACCUGAGCAAUGAGCACAUUGGCUCUAGAGCCCUGCUUGUUUCUGGCACGUUGGCAACUCUUGUGUGGUGUUAAAAACUUGGCAUAAUUGUGGGAAAAAUACAAUAGAUGAAUGUGA
Rhea pennata is the source of this 4050-nucleotide messenger RNA. It is a transcript of the gene BAP1, whose product is annotated as BRCA1 associated protein 1. Lineage: Eukaryota; Metazoa; Chordata; Aves; Rheiformes; Rheidae. Bases 71 to 2227 code for a protein of 718 amino acids. Gene Ontology annotation, molecular function: semaphorin receptor binding; cysteine-type deubiquitinase activity; chemorepellent activity. The transcript is spliced from 17 exons. The record is from RefSeq and is a predicted model, not a curated record. Gene Ontology annotation, cellular component: plasma membrane; cytoplasm. Gene Ontology annotation, biological process: negative chemotaxis; axon guidance; protein deubiquitination.